ACAGCCAUCUUAGAUUGAGUCGUGUGUGUAAUGAAGCAGAUGUAACUUCAUCUCUCUCCAUCCCCACGUUUUGUGCCUUAGACAUCACUGUUUGUUUUGCUAAAUAAAGCUGAUGUUUUUGAGGCCAUCCAAGAAACCAACACACAGCAGCCUGGAUUUCCACCCGACAUCCUACAUGAUCUGUUAGAAGGUGUUAUUCCAGUGGAGCUUGCUCUCUGUUUAAAAGGCUUGCUGAAUGCAAUUGAAAUGGCAACGCAGCUAAAACUAAGGGUCAUCCUUGAUGAUGAAAAUGCUGAAAAGCUUAUUUUGCCUUCUCGUCCUGAAACUGUUAAUGACCUUAUAUUUGAGGUGAAAAACAAGCUGGAAUUGACCUAUGACAUUCGGCUGCAGUUUCAAGACCCUGAUUUUGAUAAUGCCCUCUGCAAUCUAGUGAAUAUGGAGGACCUGCCAUCUAAGGCAACCAUAAAGAUAGUCAGACUAGUAGAGUAUGAUCUCAGUUCAACCAGUACCGAUGAACACAGUGAUGCUCUCAGAUAAUACAGAUUCACCAGACCGUCUCAGUAGAUGGCCAGAGGUCUUCGUUGUUCCGACGUUCUCAUACGAGGUGGAGUAUACUUUAAAAGAGGGCAACUGUACAUUUGAGAAGGAAGGGAAAUCUCUGAUAUUGACCAGGGACCAAAAACAUAAUAUUCUAGAGGGGAUGGCUGCUGAAAUAUAUAAACUCAAAGCAUAUCCAAGUGGUGAACAGAUACGCAAAGCGUCAGAGGCGCUUGUGACUAAACACCUUUGCCUGAGAGAGAGAGGUUCCAAAACAGGAUAUGAUGGCUGGAAGAACAGCCUUUGCUUCAAGAUGGGCAACUACCGAACGAAACUAAGCAGAGCUGGUGUAAAAGAUGUGGCGGUCAAUGCAGGAAAGCGCAGCAAGAGCAAUCCAGAAGCAUCAGCAUCCCGGUCAAGUAUAAAAAGACCCAGAAGAGGUGAAGUCAAUUUCCUCCCUAAUUACCCUUCUGGUGAGAAUAAGGACAUAUUAGAGACACUGAGGCUAGCAAUGGUGGAAGAGUUCAAGAAAACGACAGCAGAAAGAAACAUGAUUCUCAUCCAUCAACACAUGCAACGCACCUUUGCGCUUCGGCGUGAAGAGAUUGUGAAUUCUACUAGUCCCAUUGCGGAUUUGAAAGAAAGAUGGCCUGCCCUCUUUGGUGAAGCCCAACUUUAUAGUGAAUUCCACAGGAUCACCAAUCAGAACCUGCCAUUUUCCUUCUUCGCUGGACUCGAUAAAUAUACACAACAGCUUCUUCAACUCUACAAAAAAAAGAGAACAGGAAUAUUCGGAGAGAAGAUGGCAAAUCUUCUGAGGGCAUAUGCUGAGCAGGAUAAGAAUGACAAGCGCAGCAAGAGUAGCAGCUUUGGCUGGCCUACCACUCUACUUGAAAGAAGACUCAUCAGCAGUCUUCAAGAACUGCAAGGAGGAGGAGUUUGA
Molecule: messenger RNA, 1480 nt
Organism: Pygocentrus nattereri (red-bellied piranha)
Lineage: Eukaryota; Metazoa; Chordata; Actinopteri; Characiformes; Serrasalmidae
Exons: 7
Coding region: 488-1480 (330 amino acids)
Source: RefSeq, a predicted model, not a curated record